Molecule: messenger RNA, 3386 nt
Organism: Tupaia belangeri chinensis (Chinese tree shrew)
Lineage: Eukaryota; Metazoa; Chordata; Mammalia; Scandentia; Tupaiidae
Gene: CC2D1B
Product: coiled-coil and C2 domain containing 1B
Exons: 26
Coding region: 164-2737 (857 amino acids)
Molecular function (GO): DNA-binding transcription repressor activity, RNA polymerase II-specific
Source: RefSeq, a predicted model, not a curated record
GGCUGUGGAGUCACGUGUCGGGCGCGAGCCACCUCCAGGCGGGCGCUUCCUGUCGCUGCCGCCGCCGCCGCCCGGGCGCCGCCGGAGCCCAGGGCGGUGCCGGGAGGAAGAAGGCCCGGGUUUGGUUCGGAUCCGCCGCGAGAUACAUAUCUAGACUGCCAAGAUGCCAGGGCCAAGACCCCGGAAGGGCCCUCAGGCCAGUGGACAGGGUGUGGCAGCUGCCAAACAGCUGGGGCUCUUUGUGGAGCUCAGCCCCGAGGACAUGCUGCUGGGAGUGGAUGAGACUGAAGAUGAUGGCGACCUGGAGGCUGAGCUGCUGGCCCUCACCGGGGAAGCAGGAAGCACAGGCAGGAAGCCAGCACCCAAGGGGCGGGCCCCGCUGCCCAUGGCUCACAUCGAGAAGUUGGCUGCAGACUGUAUGCGGGAUGUGGAGGAGGAGGAGGAAGAUGAGGAAGGGCUGGAGGAGGAUGCGGACCUGCUGACUGAGCUGCAGGAGGUCCUGGGUGAGGAGGAGGAGGAGGCUGAGUCCUUGGAUGAUGAGGAGGCAGCUAACCCAGACGUCUCCAAGGAGGAGAAGGGGCAGGAAAGCAUGGACGCACCAGUGCAGGCAGCCCUUCUCACAACUCCAGCCCCCGGCAUGCAGGCUGGAGGGCCUCGGGGGCUGCAGGCUCUGCUGGAGGAGCGGAUCCGCAACUACCAGGAGGCUGUGGCCACCGCCAAGGAGGCGGGGGAAGCGGCCAAGGCCAGGCGCUGUGAACGUGGCUUGAAGACCCUCGAGUCCCAGCUCGCUGCUGUGAGGAAAGGUAGAAAGAUCAAUGAGGAUGAGAUACCACCUCCAGUGGCCUUGGGCAAGAGGCCCCCAGCCCCCCAGGAAACAGCCAACAGGAGCCCAGAGGCAGAAGUUGCAGCUCCCCCUGCCAUGGAGCAAGAGAACCCCCCCCAACCUGAGACAAGCCUCCCAGGCAGCCCUGCCAUUUCAGCCCCACCUGAUGCGGACCCAGACCCACGGGCCCUAUUGUCAGCCCGACAGAGAGAGUACAAGGUGGCUGCCCUCAGUGCCAAGCGGGCUGGAGAUCUAGACCGUGCCCGAGAGCUCAUGAGGAUUGGGAAGAGAUUUGGUGCUGUCCUGGAGGCCCUGGAGAAGGGGCAGCCUGUGGACCUGAGUGCCAUGCCCCCUGCACCUGAGGAUCUGAAGUUCCUGCCACAGGUUUCUAAGGCCGCCACAGCACCCUCAGUCAUACCGCCGGCCGUGGAACGUGUGCAGCCAGUGACGGCCGCUGAUGUCCCAGCAGCCCCAGUGGCCCCUACAAAGCCACAGACGGUGCUGGACGCCCUGCAACAGAGGCUCAACAAGUACCGAGAGGCGGGCGUCCAGGCCCGGGGCAGUGGGGAUGAGCGCAAGGCCCGGAUGCACGAGCGCAUUGCCAAGCAAUAUCAAGAUGCCAUUCGAGCACACCGAGCGGGGCGGAAAGUGGACUUUGCUGAGCUGCCUGUACCUCCGGGAUUUCCCCCCAUUCCUGGUCUGGAGCCCACUGUGGGCACCGAGGAAGACGCUGUGGCAGCGACUUUGGCAGCUGCUCAGAAACUGGCCUCCUCAGAGGAUGCAGCACCAACAGAGGAGGAUGAGGAUGAGGAUGAGGGUGAGUCCCCGUCACAGGCUCCAGUGGCCAAGAAGCCAGCACAGCCUCUGCUUCCUUCAUCCCGACCCCUGUCUGAACCCAGGGCUUCAAGUUCUAAGGAGUCACUGAGUCCAUCUGUGCGGGAGCAGCUGGUGCUGCUGGAGGCGCGGAAAUUGCAGUACCAGCGGGCAGCCCUGCAGGCCAAGCGCAGCCAGGACCUGGAGCAGGCCAAAGCUCACCUGCGAGUGGCCAAGUGUCUUGAGACUCAGAUCAACCAAGCCCGUGCUGGCCGACCUGUUGAUCUCUCCAAGGUGCCUUCACCCUUGACGGAUGAGGAGGGUGAUUUCAUCCUCAUUCACCACGAAGACCUGCGACUCUCCCAGAAGGCUGAGGAGGUAUAUGCCCAGCUGCAAAAAAUGCUUCUGGAGCAACAAGAGAAGUGCCUGCUGUUCUCCAAGCAGUUCAUGCACCAGGGCAAUGUGGCUGAGACCACCCGGUUUGAGAAGCUUGCUCAGGACCGUAAGAAACAGCUUGAGAUCCUGCAACUGGCCCAGGCGCAGGGCCUUGACCCUCCCGGCCAUCACUUUGAGUUGAAGACAUUCCAGACCGUGAGGAUCUUCUCAGAACUCAACAGCACAGAGAUGCAUCUGAUCAUUGUCCGGGGAAUGAACCUCCCAGCCCCUCCAGGGGUGACCCCUGAUGACCUGGAUGCUUUUGUGCGGUUUGAGUUCCACUACCCUAAUUCGGACCAGGCUCAAAAAAGCAAAACAGCUGUGGUAAAGAACACCAACUCUCCAGAAUUUGACCAACUCUUCAAACUAAACAUCAACCGAAACCACCGGGGCUUCAAGAGGGUCAUCCAGAGCAAGGGAAUCAAGUUUGAAAUUUUCCACAAAGGCUCUUUCUUCAGAAGUGACAAGCUGGUUGGCACAGCACACCUGAAACUGGAGCGGCUGGAGAAUGAGUGCGAGAUCAGGGAGAUUGUAGAGGUCGUGGAUGGAAGGAAGCCCACUGGGGGGAAGCUGGAGGUGAAGGUGAGGCUGCGGGAGCCUCUGAGCGGCAAGGAUGUGCAGAUGGUCACUGAAAACUGGCUGGUCCUAGAGCCCCGGGGCCUGUGAGCAGAUGGUCGGCACCAGGAGAGGACACAGGCCAGCGACUGCAGGCGCCCACUUGCCGCCCAGCUUUGCUGACCACAGAAGCCUUCGUACACGAGAGGCUGCUACACAAGCACCAAAGACCUGUUACACACAUGCACUACUGACCGUGACCCUCGCCCUUCCUCUUGCCGGCCAGUCUGGACCUUCACGAGAGCAGGCUGGAUUCCCUCUCCCUGCCUCCCCUCCCCGUCUGGCUGGGGCAAGGAUCCCCUCACUGCUCUGUGCCGUGGAGUCCCGCAGCCGCUUAACCUCUGCGCAGCAACUGUGUGCCGCUCAGCCCAGCCUCCAGUUGCAGCAUUUCCGGAUGUGCCUUUAAGAGAUUUAACUAAGGGAUGGGAGAACUCGAGGGUGAUCGGGAACCUCCUCUAGUUAAGGGGGGCAGGGUUCCAUGACUCCAGGGGUGUGUGGCACCCUGUCCCAGGCGACCGUCUGCCCCAGCUCUGCCUGCGCCUGUGCCUUUGUUCCUGACUGCUGCUGCACUAGCCCUCCUGUUUCCCAGAGGACUUGCGGGAAGAGGAAAGUUACUUUCGGUACUACUUGGUGGGACGUUGUAUCUUGGGUUUCAUCCACACACCUAAGAUAAAAGACUGUUAACUGGAAAAAAAAAUUA